CUACCGUGGACAUUCAUGGCUUGGACGUCGCGCUUGUCAUACGGCUAUAGAUAAUUGUUUUUUUAUUUUUUCGAAUAUAAAUGCAUUCGUCGAAUGAAAAUUUAGUACAGUAGCGGUCGCGGUGUUAACAGUGCAUUCUGUAUUUAAUAUAUUUUUUUUUAUUUAAGAAAUAAAAUUUUAUUUUCGUGAGCAAUGGUGAAGACUCUGUGCGUGUACAGGACUGUGAAAGCCUUCAUCAUGAGUGACUCGCUGAAGAAGUUUGAUUUAGAUGCAACGAACGAUUUCGUGAAAGUAGCAAUCGCCAUCGCCGGCUUUUAUAUGGGAAUUUUCUAUUUGGAGUAUGUGGACGCGGAGUACAGUCUAUGGCUGACGUGGUUUCUGACGCCCGUCAUCGUCACAUUCCUGCUGCCAGCCGUCAUCAUUAUCCUGAUAUAUAUGAGCAGCAUUAUCUUCCACAUAUACAGACUUUACAGAUUACGGGUGGUGCCAGGUGUGCAAAACGAUUGGAAGCAGAAAGCGAGGAUAGCAGUGUGCGCUCUGUGGGACGCGCACGGAUGGCUUUGGCAUGGAUACGAAAUUCGCGGCCUAGAGAACAUACCGGACGGACCAUUCCUGGUGAUAUACUACCACGGUGCGCUGCCCAUAGACAUGUACUACUUCAUCGCGAGGAUGCUGUUGUUCAAACAGAGGCACAUACACACCGUCGCCGACAGAUUCCUGUUCAAGAUACCCGGUUGGUCAAGUCUUCUAGAAGGUCUAUGCGUCAUCCCUGGCACGGUACAGACGUGCGCGAGCCUGCUCCAGUCCGGGAACUCUCUAGCUAUAUCGCCCGGGGGAGUAUACGAAGCGCAAUUUGGUGACCACUGCUAUGCACUCCACUGGAAGUCCAGGAUUGGGUUCGCGAAGGUCGCGCAGGAAGCUAAAGUGCCAAUAAUCCCGAUGUUCACGCAAAACGUCCGUGAAGCGUUCCGGACAGUGGGAUGGUUGCGGAGCGUGUGCCUACGCAUAUACGCGGCCACGCGUGUACCCCUCACGCCCGUAUACGGAGGCUUCCCCGUCAAGCUGAUCACACACCUCGGCCCGCCCAUCAUGUACGACCCCACGCUCACGCCUGAACAGUUGCAGCGCAAGGUCGCGAGUUCAAUAGAGAACUUAAUAGAGGAACAUCAAAGACUUCCCGGUAACAUAUUACUGGCACUAACUGAGCGCGUCUGGGAGCUGCCGAAGAAGAAAAAAAAGGUUGCACAGGACAAACCCGUCGCGAACGGAAAGUGUCACAACAGUACAGUGAAAGAGAUGCAAGAUGGCAAAAGUGAUAAGUGUGACAGUGACAAAGCUAAAGUAUCAUAAACGUGCACCAAUUCCAACAUAACAAAUGAGACUGAAUAGGACAUGCUGUAAACAAAAUGUAGUGAGUUUUCGUACAAAAUGGCGGUUGCCGCCUUUUGUUUUCUACUAAAUCACGGUAGUUAUUGGUAGAAUAGUAGAACAAGUUGCUGUACAAAUGUAUCGUUUUAAUUAUGACAAUGCCUACACAUACAGUAAUGUACGAUGUAUGGCGAAACGAGAGGUUUAUGCGAAUGAUUUUUUUUAUAUCAUAUAACCUAUAAAGUAUAUAUUUAUGUAUAUAUAUGUAGUAUAAUGACAACGCGUUAAUGGCUACAAAUGACAAAUAUAAAUAAUGCAAGCAUUAGCAAUAACUAAACAUAAUAAUAAAUAUAUUGUUACGAUGCCUUCCUUUAAGAUUAGAUUAUUGAUAAGGCGAAUGAAUUAAACCCAUACAGCUAUAGUCAAUCAGUUUAUAUUUCAGAACGAAAAACAAAGAGUCAGUAAACAUGUUUUAUUCGGCUUUUUAUUUAUAACAAAAGAAACAAUUAUUGUAUUAUCUAAAUGUACGUAUUUAUGAUUCAAAAUUUGAAUAUAUUAUGAAAAUUAUUAUGUAUGCAUAUUUUAACCUGGAUAAUAACAAUUGAUAAAUGAUUUUUUUAUUAUUUUUGCAACAUUGUUUCUAAUUUUUUAGUCUAUUUAAAUAUAAUGGUAUAUACACAUUUAUAUAAGUUUAAUUAUAUGCAUUUAAUAAUUAAUAUAAAAUUAUAUAUGAUAUAUAAGAAAGUUUCGGCUGUUUUAAAGUUAUGUACAAAUGAUAUUAAUUUAUUAUUCCGAAAUUGCAAUUUUUUUUUCCAAAACUUAUGUUUAUUUUUUAACGAUGUCUGACAUAUGUAACGGGAAAUUAACGAACUCACUGUGUUCUUGACGUUUCCGACAAUUGUUUCGACUUGAUCUGGAAGUCUUCUCCAGGGGGUGUUUGGCGCUUUGCAUCACAGCGUCCUUGACAUUUACAAGACAUCGAUGGUGAACCAUUGAAAUAUUAUUCGCCAUAAUUAAUAUAAGAAAAAAAGUAGCAUAUAAAAGCCUGCUUAGGAAGGAAGGGAUUGUUAGUAAUGAAGACUAAGAAUCACAUUGCUAGCAAUAUACCCAAUCAGGUCGACCUCCUCGCGGUUCACCCUGGAAACUAUCAUUGUUAAUUCCUGGUGAAUUCAUCAUGAUGGGCUAACUGGUCUGUUUUUAUUCUCAUCGAUCACCCUUCACUGGUGCUCCGCCAGCGUUUUUUAUGGGUGAAAAUGAUAUGGUAACCCCGCCUGCGCUAACGGGAUGUGCUGGCGGAGCACCAGUGAGGGGUGAUAGAUGAGAAUGAAAACAGGCCAGUUAGCUCAUCAUGAUGAAUAAAUCAGGAAUGAACCAUGAUAGUUUCCAGAGGGAACCGCGAGCAGGUCGACCUGGUUGUGUAUAUUGCUAGCAAUGGGAUUCUCAGUCUCCAUUACCAACAAUCCCUUUCCGCCCCGGAUAGGUUAUGUUCUAAUUUAGUACAUUGGAUACAUAACGUGCUGGUUCAUACGUACAAAGCCGCGGUAUAAAGUGUUGGAGUGUUAAUACUGGCUGUUGGCACUGAGGUUUUUAAAAACAAUGUAUUAUUUAUAAGUUUGUUCUAUGUCAGAUUUUUAUGGGACAUGUCUCGUAUUUCUCACUAAACUUAUUAUUUUGUAUCUCAAAUACAUAUAUGUUUUAUUGCUGCGAUUUUAUUUAAACUACCAACUUUAUGUUGUAAAUAGCAGGAUGCUAUUUACAACAUAAAGUUGGUAGUUUAAAUAAAAUCGCAAGCCCCAAAGAACAGAAAUUGCUUUCCGGUAUCUAUACUCGUACACGUACAUCAUUUAAUAUUCCCUUGUCAGAAUACUUUUCUACCAAAUAAGCAAUCAUAAAUAUUAAUUUAUUAUUUAACUAUUUUCAUUCAUUUUCAUUUAAGAGUUUCCUCUUGUCGGUGCAACUAAUUCAUGCAUCUUCCUCCAGCCAGCUCUAUCCCAGGCCAUAUCCUUUAUCUCCCUAUACGACAUGACGCCUAGUGUUUCCUUUAUCUGUCCCAUGUAGUUAAUCCUCGGUCUUCCUCUUCCUCUUUUGCCCUCUAUCUUAUUAUUAUUAUUAUUUAACUAUAUUAUUUAUUUAUUAAAAGUAAAUUUUUUACAAGAACAUUUAUUAGAUUAAAAUUUAUAUAAUUUUCUUUGUAUUCAAAUUGUUAGUGAUAAAAAUGCAUUUAUUAUGUUGAAAACUGUUUAAUUACGAAAUAUUUUAUAAUAUUUUAAACAUAAAGCUCUAACAAAGAGAGCGUAACAAUUCAUUAUCACUGUACAUCAUUGAUAAUAUCUGGCCAAUUUAAGCUUUUUAAGUUUAAAUUUAUUAACAAUAUAAAUUUCUGGUAAUAUAGGCAAAGAAAGGAUGUGAAGACGAGUGGAGACUUAAAACAGCCUAAUGGUCAGAUCUUAUAUAUUUUCCAAAUGAAUUCUUUGGAUCUGUUGAUCAUGAUGGGGUCGAAUUAUGAAAGUGGGAGAGGGAGGGAGACUUUGUACAAAAGUCGAUUGCUUGGGUACCUCUGUCCCAUUCGAGUUUCAACCGUGACACAGUUGUGUUUGCAAGGCUGUGUUUCGGUUAGAAGAGUGGGAUAUGGCGGGAAUUUACUGGGUACAGAGGAAUAACACCUGAGCGCUCAGGAAUGGCAACGCAUAGGGGGUAUCAUGGGCGAAACAGUAUACUCUGUUAUGUCCACGGUACUGCUCACGUCUAUAUGCGACGGUUACCACUUUUCAUCAAGUGAGCCGUCAGCUUGUUUGCCAUUCUAAGUAGUAUAAAAUAAAAUGAACGAAUCUAGAGCUGCGAAGAAAGACAGAGGUUACUGCUUGCUCCGUAAGGGACCUAGUGUGAUGAUAACGAUAGUAUUGCAGUACCGUAGCAAUAAUUAGAUUUAACAUUUUCAAUUAAUUAGUACACUUGCAUUAUACGAGUUUGUCAUAGGCAUUGGCAUAUUUCGCGAGAGGCCUGACUUCUUACAAAGGCGCAUACGUACUCUCAGACAACUUUGCAAAGGUUUCUCAUCCUGGAGUAAGCACAGCCCAUCGUUCCCCUUUGUAAAUACGCCUAUAAUCAUAGAGAAUAAAAACAUAAGCUAAAUAUUUAAAAUAUACUCUAACCCCCUUAUUUAUGGAUACGUGUCAUAAAUUUAUUUUAGCUAUUGACCUGUUUUGUCUUUUUAACACUAGAUUUCCAAUUUAAAAAUAAGCGACAAAACAGUGUAAUGGUUAGAUUUGUAGAAGAUAUUUUUUUUUUAUGAAAAAGGGAAUGUACUAUAUAAAUAAGAUAGUACAAGUAUGUAUGCAAAUAAGAAAAAAAAAACAAUUUUAAACAAAAUGUCGAUUCUUGUUAUUGCUACGUAUUGUAUAUGUAGUAUUGUAUGGUGCCUGAUUAUAUUAAAUUGAUAUAGCUUAGGAUUUUGUUGCACAAAAAUACUUUCAACCAUAAUUAAAUUAUUAUGGAAUCAAAUUAUGAAUAAAUACUAUCAGGAAAAGCUUUUUUCUUUUUAAAAGUAACUUGAAUUAAGGAUGUGUUCCUUUUAGAAGUUGGACUACUGAUUGGAUGCAAUACACUGUGACAAACAUAUCGAAAUAUUAGGAAAUAUUUCAAUACUUUUAUAAUUAAUUAACUGGAAUUAUGAAAAUGACAUAAAUUCGUAUUCUUUAAUAAUACUCCAGCAAAAUUAGGACUGGUGUUGAUUCUGUAAUAUGUUUCUAGAGCCCAUUGUAAGGCUAGCAUAUCGAGGUUUGACGAAAAAAAUAACAAUUUAUUUUUUAAUAAAUAUUAAAAAUUUGCUGUACAGCUGUAAGGAAGAGACUUUUGCUCGCAUUUACAACAAUUGUAUAUAAAAUUUUAUUUUUGUAGCCAAAUUAAAAUGUAUAUUAAGCGGAAUUCCAUAAUAUAAUUCAAUGAAUUUAUUUGAUUUUUUUAAAUGUAUUAGUCAUAUCAAAAAUUAAUUAAAAUAUAAGGUAUUUGGGAUAUAUCAAUCAGAAUAUAAGAGGUGGGAAAGGAAUGCGACUAUGAAACUUAAAGACCGACCAAAAAAAUAAAAAUAAAUAAACAGGCUCGAAGGAAUCUAUUACAGUAUAAAAUAUGUGGAGAUUGAUUUUACCAAUAUUGUGAACUUUUGAAAUAUUCUAAAUAUGUAUUUAUGACUGUAAAAUAUACAAACGAACCUAUGGAAUACUGCAUUUGGUGUUGCCAAUUCAGAAAAAUAGUUCUGCCAAUAUUCCCAAUAUGGCGAGAUGUUUUUUUGGUCGGAUUUUUAAAAUAGAUGGUUUAUGAGUGUAGGUGUUGGUAAAUAACAUAAUCUAUUAUGUAACUACUAACAAGUAGAUUAAUAAAAGAUGGCAAUUUAUAUUGUUGUAAAUAAAAGGAAAAUGUUGAAUGGAGAUUGAACGAUAGAGUUGACUCUUUAAUGGCAUUUUCAAAUUUGCUAUUAAAUACGCCUAUUUCAAGAAACUGGAGAAAUAUCUCAUGACUCGUGAAUGAAAUAUAUUUACAAGAAAAAAUUAUUGUAAAUAAUUGUAGCUUUGGAAAUAGAUACUUAAAAGCGAUAUUUCCUUAUCGCCUAUGUCACAACGUGCCCCUAAUAUGUACUGCUGUGGUUUUGAUUGAUAAUGAAAAGACAAAAUAUUACGUAGCGUAUAUAAGUUAGAUAUAGAACAAUUUGUCAAACAAAUUAUUUAUUAAAUUAGAUUAAAAAUACCUUGAUAUAUAAAUUUAGAUAAGAUUUUUAUACCUACAUAGAUCUAAAAAAACUCCAAAAACAUAAUAAUGUUUAACACUGUAUUUAUAAGCGGUUGUAUAAUAUUAUCGGAAAGUAUAUUUGACAGAUUUUUAAAGUAUGAAAGUGGAAUGGUAAAGUCAACGUUAACGAACGAACUUUAUAACGUUCGUUCGUUCGUUAACGUAUACCAAUAGCUAUACUCUAGUACCAGUAAAGAUGAAGUAAGUCCGUGACGAAAUUGCCUGGAAAUAACCACGAUGGUUUCCAGAAGGGACCGCGUGGAAGAUCUGACAGGGUAUUUUGCUAGCAUUGGUUGCCCAACUAGCAAUAUAUCUAAGUUAAUAUUGACAUUAAAAAUGCCCUGCAUUUUGUCCCGUUGAUUGUACGUCGGCUCUAAAAGACUGGCAAUGAUUGCAAAAAGUUAUUUGUUAUGAUACAAUAGUAAAUACAAAAAAAAAAUAAGUUUUAUUUUAUUUUAAUAUUUCUAUAAAUAAAAGAUAAAAAUACAAAUAUCGAUAUAGAAUGAAAGGUGAUGAAACUUUGAAGAAAGAGAGAUUAAGAGAAUUUUAGUGUUAAAAUAUGUCAAAUAUACAUUCACGAAAUUCAUAUUUGCAAUAUUAUGUUAUUUUUUUAUGCGAGUAGCAAUUGCUGUAUAGUGCCAGAUUUUAUACCAAAUUGUAUAUUUCCGAUAUAAAGUUAGACUAUAUUUGUAUUGUUACAUAAUGUUUACUUAAUUGAAAACGCAUACUUAUAUAACAUAUAAGGAGAUAUUUUCCAAGA
Molecule: messenger RNA, 6910 nt
Organism: Galleria mellonella (greater wax moth)
Lineage: Eukaryota; Metazoa; Arthropoda; Insecta; Lepidoptera; Pyralidae
Product: transmembrane protein 68
Exons: 7
Coding region: 193-1350 (385 amino acids)
Cellular component (GO): membrane
Molecular function (GO): acyltransferase activity
Source: RefSeq, a predicted model, not a curated record